AUGAACAGCAAACCUUAUGAUCCGACGGAAACUGUUGAAAUAAAUAGUACAGGGAUGUACUAUCUUUACUUCAUGUUCUGUAAUCCAGAGCUUAAGGGUACCUUGAUUCAGGGGAGGACUGUGUGGAAGAAUCCUAAUGGUUAUUUACCUGGAAAGAUGACUCCCCUGAUGUCAUUUUAUGGUUUCAUGUCUUUGGCUUAUCUUGUACUAGGAGCGAUCUGGUUCCUAAGGUUUGUUCAAUUCUGGAAGGAUGUUAUUCAACUGCACUACCACAUCACAGCAGUUAUUGCGCUUGGAAUGUGUGAAAUGGCUAUAUGGUAUUAUGAAUAUGCUAAUUUUAAUUCAACUGGGACAAGGCCGAUGGGUGUAACAUUGUGGGCAGUCACCUUUAGCACUGUGAAGAAGACUUUAUCUCGUCUACUCCUUCUGGUUGUCUCCAUGGGCUUUGGUGUAGUGAAACCAACACUUGGUGGCAUACAAUCAAAAGUGCUUUUUCUUGGUCUGGCAUAUUUUAUUGCAUCAGAGUCACUUGAGCUUGUUGAACAUCUGGGAAAUAUCAAUGAUUUGUCGAAGAAAACAGAGUUGUUUUUUGUGCUUCCUGUUGCCUUCCUAGAUUCAUGCUUUAUUGUUUGGAUUUUCUCAUCUCUAUCAAAAACUUUAGAGAAGCUUCAGACAGCCGUCGUCCCCUUACAUUCCUCCGGAGACCAGCAACUUCCCCCAUGGCCACCCCCACCCUCUUGCCGCCACAUUCCACCUCAACAAAGCCGAUUUCGAACGCUUUAUCUCCAAGUCUAUUUUUUCCGGGAAGAGAAAAAUGGUGCAGAGAAAAAUGGUGAGAGCAGUGAAAGAGAGAAGAUAGAUGGAAUUGUUAAAUAUUUACAGAGAAAAAUGGUGGGAGCAGUGAAAGAGAGAAGAAAAAUGGUGAGAAUUCUAAGAAAAAAGAAAUACAGUGAGGCUAGGAUCAAAUCACGUAUGAAAUGUAAUAUUUUACCGUUUAAUGACAUUAAAUGUAAAGAAAAAGUUAGCACAGCUGAAAGAAUUGAGCAGCCUUAG
Molecule: messenger RNA, 1053 nt
Organism: Mercurialis annua (annual mercury)
Lineage: Eukaryota; Viridiplantae; Streptophyta; Magnoliopsida; Malpighiales; Euphorbiaceae
Exons: 4
Coding region: 1-1053 (350 amino acids)
Biological process (GO): transport
Cellular component (GO): Golgi apparatus; membrane
Source: RefSeq, a predicted model, not a curated record